ACACUCAUUCUCAAAACGAAGUGUGGUCAAACCCAUCGAGUCCCCUUCAUUGGAACCACGGGCGACACCCCUCCAAACCUACCUCCCCAGGACCCUUGUCCUUCUGGAUCCCACCCAGACAUCUCCUUCACUUCUUCCCGUCAGUUUGCUCACUUCAUCCGACAGGAGGACGUCACGCUCUACUCAGUGAACGUCAUGGAUCUUCUUCGCUACGAUCCACUCUGUCCCGAGUUUGAGCUCAUCUCACUGGAGCCCGAUCCCCCUGACCCUUCCUCCAUCUUCGCGGCUCCCAUCUCUACAUCCACCCCGCAGCCUGCGGAUACCCCCUCGACAUCCCAGGUUCCUACGCCGUCCACUGCCGAGUCCACCCAUACGUCUCGUGCUGACGCAGACGUUGAGGAACUCAUGCGGUUCACGACUGACUUAGAGCCCGUCAUUCGCGACCUGAUUCGGGAGUACCGCGACGUCUUCCCCCCGUAUUUCUCAUACAGCGGGAUUCCCCCGAUGCGCGGUGUCGAGCAUUCYAUCCAGCUCRUGCCUGACUAUCGUGUUCACCAUCAGGCACCAUACCGACUCUCGAUUCCAGAGGCGACGGAACUCAAGCGUCAGCUUGAGGAGCUCCUUCGACUUGGUUUCAUUAAGCCUAGUAACUCCCCUUGGGGUGCACCUGUCCUCUUUGCUCACAAAGCGGACGAAACUCUCUGCCUCUACAUCGAUUAUCGCGGCCUUAACCGUUACACGGUUAAGAACAGCUAUCCCAUGCCCCGCGCGGAUGAGCUGUUUGACCGUCUGGCAGGCAACCGCUUCUUCACGAAGAUCGAUCUUCGUAGCGGUUACCACCAGAUCCGCGUUGCCGCAGAGGACCAGCCGAAGACCGCCUUUCGGUUGCGCUUCGGCCACUACGAAUUCACGCGCUUACGCAAGCAUGGCUUCUAUGCCAAGCUCAGUAAGUGCCGCUUUGCCCAGCGCAAAGUGGACUUCCUAGGACACCAUGUGUCUAACCAGGGUUUCCACAUGGACGACGCGAAGAUCACUGCUAUUGCAGAGUGGCCCGUCCCCACAUCUGCUAAGCAGCUUCGCAGCUUUCUAGGCCUCAUCAGCUACUAUAGUAAUUUUAUCCAGGGAUACGCUAGGUAUUUCUACGUCCUUACCUCCACCCUCCUCCGGAAGAACCCGCCGUGGUUUUGGACACCCCUCUGCGAGGACGCMUUCCGCGCCCUCAAGAAGGCRGUGACUUGCGCGYYGGUUCUUCGCCUUCCCGAUUUUGAUCGUCCCUUUAUCGUCACCACCGAUGCGUCAGAUUUUGCAGUAGGAGYUGUCCUUUCUYAGGUGUUUCCYUCUCCWCCAGAUUCACCUUACCCCCAUGUUCCUCCUUCCCCCCCCCUUCCUGCUGACACUGCUUCUCGACUGACGCCUAUCCUACCACCACUUCCCUCCACUGACAGUCCUCCCAUUACUUACUCCCCGGCCAUCGCGGAGGACGGGACUGUCGAGGCUCGUGCUGGGGAUUGCCCGAUCGCCUUCUACUCCCGUCAGCUACUGCCUGCCGAGAUAAACUACACUGCCGAUGAACGUGAGGUUCUCGCAGUAGUUUAUGCUACCCGGCAUUGGCGUCAUUAUCUGCACGGGGCGCCCUUCACGGUGCGCACGGACAACUCAGUUGUCCAGGCUUUCCUCACGAAGCCUAAACUUUCCCCUCGACAGGCACGCUGGUGGCGUGACUUAUCCGAGUUCAGUUUCACCACUCAGCCCAUCAAGGGUGAAACGAACUGCGUCACCGAUGCCUUGUCCCGCCGUCCUGAUCACAAUCAGGAACCCAUCCAUCUUGCUGCCAUCUCCAUCACCAGUGUUGAUCAGUCGGUGAUCGACGCGUAUCGCACUCAGUACCGCCACUGCCCCGAUUAUCGCGUCAUCCACGCGACAUUGUGGAGUGGCAAGACCGUUCCUUCCUACUCCCUCGGGGAGAACGGCCUCGUGUACUGGCAUGGCAGAUCUGGUCAGCUAGAACCACGUAUCUGCGUUCCCUCCACCGGACAGCUCCGCGUCCAGGCUGUAGCAGAGUUCCAUGACCAGGCAGCUGCCGGUUAUAUGGGUUUUCACAAGACGUUGGCUCGUGUUUGCCGCCUAUACGUCUGGCCAAAGUCCAAUGACUUUGUCAAAGCCUACAUCCAGGAGUGUCCUACCUGCCAGGAGGUGAACAGUGCAAACCACCUUCCGUAUGGGUUACUUCAGCCCCUACCCAUACCUGAAGGUCGUUGGCAGUCUAUCUCGAUGGAUUUCAUUGGUCCCCUCCGCCCACCCACUCAACGCGGUCAUGAUGCUAUCUUGGUCGUCGUCGAUCGCUUCACGAAGCGUGCACGUUUUGUUBCGUGCCGCUAUCGCAUUAGCGCUCCUGAGGUCGCCGACAUCGGCUUCGACUGAGUCGUGGGAGAUCACGGCUUACCUCAGAGCAUCAUCUCCGACCGUGACCCGCGCUUUACCAGCA
This is a messenger RNA of Chara braunii, 2485 nucleotides long. Lineage: Eukaryota; Viridiplantae; Streptophyta; Charophyceae; Charales; Characeae. The record is from the annotation of a GenBank genome assembly.